Molecule: messenger RNA, 225 nt
Organism: Vanderwaltozyma polyspora DSM 70294
Lineage: Eukaryota; Fungi; Ascomycota; Saccharomycetes; Saccharomycetales; Saccharomycetaceae
Gene: HUB1
Product: ubiquitin-like protein HUB1
Exons: 1
Coding region: 1-225 (74 amino acids)
Biological process (GO): protein modification process; mRNA splicing, via spliceosome
Cellular component (GO): nucleus; cytoplasm
Molecular function (GO): protein tag activity; protein binding
Source: RefSeq, a predicted model, not a curated record
AUGAUAGAAGUUAUUGUAAGUGAUAGAUUGGGUAAGAAGAUUGUAGUCAAGUGCUUGGAAGAAGAUACGGUAGAAGAUUUUAAGAAAAUGGUUUCAUUACAGAUGGGUGGGUCAUCGUAUAAGAAAUUGGUAUUGCAAAAGGGUAAUUCUGUGUUGAAGGAUCACAUUACACUCGAAGAUUAUGAAAUACACAAUGGCACACAUCUGGAGUUGUAUUAUUCCUAG